Messenger RNA from Lasiodiplodia theobromae, 741 nucleotides. RefSeq names its product Short-chain alcohol protein. NCBI's taxonomy places the organism in Eukaryota, Fungi, Ascomycota, Dothideomycetes, Botryosphaeriales, Botryosphaeriaceae. The record is from RefSeq and is a predicted model, not a curated record. The transcript has 2 exons. The coding region runs from base 1 to 741 and encodes 246 amino acids.
AUGACCACCUCAUCUUCCCACGGCGCUCUAGUCGUCUUCGGCUCUGGGCCGGGCAUCGGCCGGCACAUAGCCUCUCUCUUCGCCUCCCGAGGCUUCCAUGACGUGGUCCUCUUAUCGCGGAACCCUGUCCGUCUCGAAGAAGACGCCGCCGAAGUCAAAUCAGCAGCACCACGGGCUUUUGUGUCGACGGUAGCAACGGAUCUCUCCAACGGCGAAAGUCUGACGGAGGCGCUCGCCCAGGUUGACGGCAAGCUGCGCGAACACGGCGUCAUGGUGGAAACGGUUCUCUUCAACGCCGCGCGCGUGGGCGAGAGCGACGUGCUGACCUUCUCCGCCGAAGAGCUGGAGCGGGAUUUCAAGCUUGCCGUGUCUUCCUUGUACACGGUCGCGCAGUGGAUCAUGCCGCGCUUCCUUAAUGACAUGGCCAAAGGCCGCUACAAGCCCACCUUGCUGGUUACCGGCGGCUUCCUUCACAGGGAACCGUAUCCGCCGCUGUUUUCUCUUUCGGCCGUCAAAGCCGCGCAGUACAACCUCGUGUGUACUUUGCACAAGAUGUUCCGGAAGUCGGGCGUCCAUUGCGCCAUGAUUCUUGUCGGAGGAUUCGUCAGCCUCGAGGCCGAGCGAACCAACCCGAAAAACAUAGCCGAGAGGGCUUGGGAACUGUACGAGCAGAGCCCAGACGUUAGAGAGAUCGAAAUCGUAGAGCCCGACUGGGAGAGCAGGACCAAGUGGGACAUCUAA